AGCGGGACAGCGACAGAAAAGAAAAGAAAAGGCCGCCAGCCCUCGGCGGCGCCGGCGUCUUUGGAACCUCCGCCCGCCGCACCCUCGCCUUAUUUCCCUCUCCUGCCUCUCUCUGCCUCUCCGCCUGCUCCUGCCUGCCACCCUGCAUUGCGCGCGCGCAGGUUUCAGACUCCCGAGACCUCUGCCUAUCAGUUUCGAGUAUUGACACUCGAUAAGCUGGAAGCAACAUAAGGCUAUUCUUUUGAGAAAUAUGAAUCCCUAUUUCUUUGGUUUCAUUCUCCCUUUUGUUGCGUCUCUGCUGCUCACCAAGAGGAAAUCUGAGAAGAAGAGGGGAGUGCCGGUCGAUGUGGGUGGAGAGCCUGGGUGCGCCGUCCGCAACCACAGAUUUGAACGGCCCGUCGAAUCGCACUGGGAAGGGGUUUCCACGCUUGCUGAGCUAUUUGAGCAAUCAUGCGAGCAGUUCGCCUACAUGCCCCUAUAUGGCACCAGGAAGCUCAUUGCAAGGGAGUUGGAGGUGGCUCCUGACGGGAGGUCCUUUGAGAAGCUUCAUUUGGGGAACUAUGAGUGGAAAAGCUAUGCUGAUGCAUUCAAGACUGUGUGCAACUUUGCUUCUGGCCUACUGAGAGUUGGGCAUCUGAAGGAUGAGCGUGUUGCUAUUUUUGCUGAUACUCGGGCUGAGUGGCAGAUUGCGUUGCAGGCGUGCUUCAGACAAAACAUUGCAGUUGUCACAAUCUAUUCCUCUUUGGGGGAGGGAGCGCUAUGUCACUCACUAAAUGAGACUGAGGUAACUACUGUUGUCUGCGGACGGAAGGAACUGAAAAAGCUGGUUGAUAUAAGUGGGCAACUUGACACUGUGAAACAUGUCAUCUACAUUAAUGAAGAAGGUGUAUCAACUGAAGUAUCCUUGGCUGAAAAAUGCACUAGCUGGACCAUUAAGUCAUUUGAGGAGGUAGAGAGCUUAGGACUGGAAAGGCCUGUUGAAGCAAACUUGCCUCUUCCAUCAGAUACUGCAGUGAUUAUGUAUACAAGUGGCAGCACAGGAAUGCCUAAGGGAGUCAUGAUGAGCCACCGCAAUGUCUUGGCUGUAGUUUCAGCUGUUAUGACCAUUGUGCCUUAUCUUGGCAAGAAGGAUGUGUAUCUGGCAUACCUUCCACUAGCACAUAUCCUUGAAUUGGCAGCUGAGGCAAUCAUAACUGGUGUUGGGGCUUCAAUAGGAUAUGGAUCACCUUUGACCCUGACUGAUACAUCCAAUAAAAUAAAAAAGGGGACUCGAGGUGAUGCUUCUGCACUGAAGCCAACACUAAUGACUGCUGUACCUGCUAUACUUGAUCGUGUUCGUGACGGUGUACGAAAAAAUGUAGAUGCAAAGGGUGGGUUAGCAAAGAAAUUAUUUAAUAUCGCCUACAGCCGUCGUCUAGCUGCUGUUAAUGGAAGCUGGUUGGGUGCAUGGGGACUAGAGAAGCUCUUGUGGGAUAUGCUUGUCUUUCAGAAAGUUCGUGCAAUCUUGGGAGGAAGGAUUCGCUUUAUCCUUGCAGGGGGGGCACCUUUGUCAGGGGACACUCAGAGAUUUAUCAAUAUAUGUCUUGGGGCUCCAAUAUCGCAAGGAUAUGGUCUGACUGAAACUUGUGCUGGUGGGACAUUUUCAGAGUAUGAUGAAACGUCCGUUGGCCGUGUUGGUCCUCCUCUGCCUUGUUCAUACAUUAAGUUGAUAGACUGGGCUGAAGGUGGAUACUUAACAACUGAUUCACCAAUGCCUCGGGGUGAAAUAGUUAUUGGAGGUCCAAAUGUAACUAAAGGCUACUUCAAAAAUGAAGCAAAAACAAAUGAAGUCUACAAGGAUGAUGAAAGAGGCAUGCGGUGGUUCUACUCUGGUGACAUUGGGCGCUUGCACCCAGAUGGCUGUAUUGAAAUCAUCGACCGUAAGAAGGACAUUGUCAAGCUUCAACACGGUGAAUAUGUAUCUCUAGGAAAGGUGGAGGCAGCUUUGAGUGUGUGCCCAUAUGUUGACCAGAUCAUGAUCCAUGCUGACCCCUUCCACAGCUACUGUGUCGCCCUUGUUGUAGCUGCACACAGCGAGCUGAAAGGCUGGGCCUCAAAACAAGGAAUCACGUAUCGUGAUUUUGCAGAUUUGUGCCAGAAGCAACAGAUUGUCAAAGAAGUCCUCCAAUCUUUGGCAAAGGCUGCUAAACAAGCGCGACUGGAGAAGUUUGAGAUCCCAGCCAAAAUCAAGCUCAUACCGGAGCCAUGGACGCCAGAGUCAGGCCUCGUUACGGCUGCCCUCAAGCUCAAGAGGGAGAUAAUUAAGAAGGCAUACGAGAAGGACCUUGCCCAGUUGUACAGCUAGUGGCGCUCCCACUAGCUUUUCUCAAGAAUUUCGUGUUUGUUCCAGUUGUAGUAUGUUUUGAACAGCUGUUUUUGCGAAGAGAAUAGCUGAGGUUGUAAGAAGUGAGAUCGACGCAGGUGAUUCAGUCGCCAAUAAUGUGCAGUGUAUUCCCAGAAAGCCACUAACUUGCGGAAUUAAGGAUUCCUUUCACACCUAAGAGCAACCGUGUUCUUAGCAGGCUAUCUGCACAUUUUGGUCGAAUCUUUGUUGAAUAUUCACUGCCAUGGUUCCCAUAAAUUUUACAAUGUGGAAUAAGAAAAUUUUAA
Molecule: messenger RNA, 2649 nt
Organism: Setaria italica (foxtail millet)
Lineage: Eukaryota; Viridiplantae; Streptophyta; Magnoliopsida; Poales; Poaceae
Product: long chain acyl-CoA synthetase 9, chloroplastic
Exons: 12
Coding region: 251-2344 (697 amino acids)
Cellular component (GO): membrane; endoplasmic reticulum
Molecular function (GO): long-chain fatty acid-CoA ligase activity
Source: RefSeq, a predicted model, not a curated record